UAUGGGUUUCCAAGUGAUGAUCCUGAUGGUGGAUUUGAGGUGAAGAUUUCAAAGGCUGUUGGAACAUCCUCUAUGGCGGCUGAUUUUACUCCUAUUUCAGAUGAAUGAUUGACAUUUUGAUAACCUUCAUUCUUAGAACUGUUCAGCUCUCUAGAAAGACAAACACUGAGAUCGUUUCACAAUUUGGUUCCUUCCUAUGUUUUGGGAUCCAAGUAGAGAAGCAUUAAGAAAUGAAUGUGUGAGAUUUUCUUGUUCUAAUAAGAAUAUGUGACUGA
Messenger RNA from Linum tenue, 275 nucleotides. NCBI's taxonomy places the organism in Eukaryota, Viridiplantae, Streptophyta, Magnoliopsida, Malpighiales, Linaceae. The record is from the annotation of a GenBank genome assembly.